AUGUUGGUAAUCGAACAGCAACUGCACGCCCGGAGACAGGAUGUGAGGUACGGAGACCCCUCGAGCCAGUGUCAGGACAUGAGAGAUGAUCAGGCCGAGCUGAAAAACAUUUACGGGGUGGAGGGAAACUCAACUUUCCUGGAAUGUAUCCCGAAGUCACCGCAGGCAUCGAUCAAGUGGAUAAUGCAGCCAACCCACAGUCAAUAUAGCAAAGAGUUGGUUGCAGGUGAGGAAAACCUUAUCCACAUGCAACGUGGUCUGCUCCUCCAGCGUUUAUCCUCUGUCAACGCUGGGCUGUACAUGUGCGUAGCCUACGAACAUUCGUUCUCCCGCACGUUACCCCGCCACGAGCUCCACGUCAUUCCCCAGAACCACAUGUCAAGAUCGCAAAACGCUCGACCCUCCGACUCGAAACCUGAUGGGAAUUAUGCGGCCUUGCCCCGGAGCUUCAAAGAACUCCAUUUGAUGGGAGUCAGCGGGUUAACGGCGGACGAGUACUGCGAACAGCUCUGGUACCGCGAAAAACGCAGACAACAAAAACUACAUACGUUGAAGUGGAAGCAAGAGGCAGAAAAUCGUAAAGCGAGAGUUAGGAGGCAAAAUCCCUCCUACGAACCUUUUGAAUGAGGUGAAACUUCAGACCUUUUAUAAGGAAAAAGAAAGUUUGACUAUUUGGACGAGAAAUUGCUUGCUUGUAGCUUAAUCUCUAAAGCUACAACCAUCAACAGCUACUGUUAGCAUGACAUCAAAGGGCUACAGACAAG
This is a messenger RNA of Triplophysa dalaica, 764 nucleotides long. RefSeq names its product semaphorin-3D-like. NCBI's taxonomy places the organism in Eukaryota, Metazoa, Chordata, Actinopteri, Cypriniformes, Nemacheilidae. Gene Ontology annotation, molecular function: chemorepellent activity; semaphorin receptor binding. Gene Ontology annotation, biological process: neural crest cell migration; axon guidance; negative regulation of axon extension involved in axon guidance. The transcript is spliced from 4 exons. The coding region runs from base 1 to 627 and encodes 208 amino acids. The record is from RefSeq and is a predicted model, not a curated record.